Nanorana parkeri is the source of this 1560-nucleotide messenger RNA. Its product is annotated as pancreatic alpha-amylase-like. NCBI's taxonomy places the organism in Eukaryota, Metazoa, Chordata, Amphibia, Anura, Dicroglossidae. Gene Ontology annotation, molecular function: alpha-amylase activity; cation binding. The record is from RefSeq and is a predicted model, not a curated record. The coding region runs from base 5 to 1558 and encodes 517 amino acids. The transcript has 10 exons. Gene Ontology annotation, biological process: carbohydrate metabolic process.
GUGUAUGACGAGGAUGCUGCUGGGGUUUGUGGUGGUUGGAGUGUUGGCUGGAAUUUGUGCUGCUCAGUUUAAUCCUAAUGUGCUGUGUGAUAGGACAAGUAUUGUCCACUUGUUUGAGUGGCGGUGGGAGGACAUUGCUGCAGAAUGUGAGCGGUAUCUAGGACCUAAUGGAUUCGGGGGUGUUCAGAUCUCUCCUCCUAAUGAGAAUGUAAUUGUCAAAAACCCUGACAGACCAUGGUGGGAAAGAUACCAACCAGCCAGCUAUAAGAUCUGUACUCGCUCUGGAGAUGAACAUCAAUUUAGAGACAUGGUCACCAGAUGCAACAAUGUGGGGGUUUAUAUCUAUGUUGAUGCUGUUAUAAACCAUAUGUGUGGAGCUGGAGCUGGAAAGGGAAAUGUAUCAACUUGUGGCAGUCCAUAUGAUACAAUUAAAAGGGAAUUCCCAGCUGUACCUUACAGUAGUGUGGAUUUUAAUGAUAAAAAAUGUAAAACUGAGAGUGGUGGCAUUGAAAACUAUGGGGAUGCUAAUCAGGUGAGAGACUGUCAGCUGGUGAGUCUCCUGGACCUAGCACUGGAAAAAGAAUAUGUUCAAUCGAAGAUUGCGGAUUAUUUGAAUGUUCUUAUUGACAUUGGAGUAGCUGGCUUCAGGGUGGAUGCAGCUAAGCAUAUGUGGCCUGGAGAUAUUCUGGCAGUUAACAGGAAACUGAACGACUUGAACACUAGAUGGUUCCACAAUGGCACACAGCCUUUUAUCUACCAGGAAGUAAUUGAUCUGGGUGGAGAAGCUCUUUCUGUAAAUGAAUACAUUGGCAUUGGACGUGUCACAGAGUUCAAAUACGGGGCCAAACUUGGAAAUGUCAUCCGCAAAUUGAAUGGAGAAAAGAUGUCUUAUUUGAAGAACUGGGGAGAAGGCUGGGGAUUCAUGCAGAGUGACAGAGCCUUGGUGUUUGUUGAUAACCAUGACAACCAGAGAGGACAUGGUGCUGGAGGAGCCUCCAUACUUACCUUCUGGGAUGCUCGCUUACACAAAAUGGCAGUUGGGUUCAUGUUGGCACAUCCUUAUGGAUUUACACAAAUCAUGUCAAGUUUUCGCUGGCCAAGGAACUUUGUAAAUGGAAAGGAUGUUAAUGAUUGGGUUGGACCUCCAAGCUACAAUAAUGGGUCAACCAUGGCUGUCACAAUUAAUGAAGAUACAACUUGUGGCAGUGGCUGGGUUUGUGAACACAGGUGGCGUCAGAUAAAGAACAUGGUCAUCUUCCGUAAUGUUGUUAAUGGUCAAGCUCUUAUUAACUGGUGGGAUAAUGGAAACAAUCAAAUUGCUUUUGGACGUGGAAGAGCUGGCUUUAUUGUGUUCAACAAUGACAAUUGGGAUAUGGACGUUACUCUUUACACUGGACUUUCACCUGGCAAAUACUGUGACAUCAUUUCUGGUCAGAAAGAAGGUAACGUUUGCACUGGUAAACAGAUCAGUGUAAGCGAGAACAGUUUGGCCAAUUUUGUAAUUAAAAGUUCAGAUGAAGAUCCAUUUGUUGCCAUUCAUGUCAAUGCCAAGCUAUAGAA